AUGUCUUCGUCUCGGACGUUAGAGAGGGUUUUCUCGCGAAGCCGAGCGGAUCUUUUGCAGCAGAUGGAUAGCGGGGACGGCGAGGAGCUUUUGUACGAAGCUUCCUCUGUCCAGCCUUCGGAGCGCGAGGUGUAUCUUUCCUAUUCAUCUUGGUCCAAGCCGUCGUAUUUCCAGACGUUUUCGCCUCCCUUGGAUCCCUCCUCUCAUCCCUCCGCGUCCGUUUCUUCUGCGGCGUCGCCUCUGCCUGAGACUCUGAUCGCGCCUGCGUCGUCGCCCAGCUCUCUAUCGCGUCCUCCCCUCGAGAGUCCCCGCGCCUUCGGCCCGUUCUCUCCUCCCUUUUCGUUUGCCGCCUCGUCCGCGUCCUCGUCUUCUCCGUAUAUUAGCCGAUUGGGCGUCCCCCCCGCGGAGGUUUCGGCGUUCCGGCUCGAAAGUCGCGCGGCGCCGGCGCGUCUGCCGUCGCAGCCCUUUCUGGGGACUCUGCGCAGCAUCAGCCCUGCGCCGAAGGAGGAGCGACGAGGCGCUCGCGAAGGCGGGCACCAGUCGAAGGAGACGCUGAGGGGCGGGAGAGUCCCGCCUCCAGGGAAGAGGCCGCCUCAAGGCGGAGCGAAGCCGCGCAGGUCUUCCUCGGCCGACGACCUCCACAAGGAUCGUUCCUACGCGCGUUUCGCAGUCUCACCUCGUGAGGCGAGGUGCGCUCGGUCCCUGACUGCUGCGUCUCUCGAGAGGGUCGCAGAGAAAGACGGCGAAGGAAAGCGCGGCAGGGAGGGAGAAGGCCUCGCGGUGGAGACCGUCGACCGGCGAGACAGGAGAAAGUCGGCCGCUGAGCUUGAGAGCGACGCGUCCUCGCGCGGAAGCGAGAACUCACCGCCGCUCAAAGCGUCCGCAACGCUGGCAGAGCGCUUCUUCCUCAUCUCUCCGCGCACAGCGGCCCAAAAGAAGAGGGCUGCGGAAGAGGCGAAGGUGAGUCGCGGAGCGGCGGAACAAGGCGAAGCGAGGCAGAGCGACCAGAGAGCGCGGCAGACGAGCGCCGCGCCACCUCGGGCCGCAGACGCGCGAGCCGAGAUGGCUGUGCCUCGGGAGCCGGCGUGGGAGAGAGAGGAGAGGGAGGAGACGCGCCCAGGCAGCGCGUGGGCGCGUGCUGCUCCGCCCCUCGAGGAGACGCGCGACGAGGGCGCGCCGUCGUUGGCUGAAGCGCGGCAAGUAGAGGCGCAGGAGCUGUCGUGGGAAAAAGGCGAAGGCGGCGCCGAAGCGCAGAAUGGGUCUGGCGAGCGCGGUAGGAGUCCCGAACGAAAGAAGAAAAAGCGACACUGGUGGGCAGGGUUGGCCUCGAGUCUCAGCCGCCGGAGCAGCUCUGCGGAGCCUUCAAAGAGCGGCGCGUCCGCGCCUUGGUAUGGAGCGGGUGAAGAGGCGGAAGCCCAGCAGGAGCCGCCGAGAGAAGACGCGAAAAGCGAAAGGCGUGGCGACAGGACUUCCAGUUUUCUCUCUGACGACGCCAGGCCUCGCCGCGACGAAGGAGGCCCGUCUGGCGGCGCGGGAGGAGGCUUCGGGACCCAUCCGCGAGGCAAAAGUGGCGGCAUCGGGGGAGAGGAGAGAGCGCACACGCAGCCGGGACAGGCGCGCGCCACAGAUCUCUUUCUGCGGCGACAGCAGGACAGCCACGAGGUGCAGGACAGGUCGCCGACGUCCACGGCGCUUGACCUCGGGACUGAAGGGAGCGAGGGCCCACAGAACGGAAGACGGCGGGCGGACUCCGUGGCCUCCUCACGGGCGAGCACGAAGCGGAGCUUGGGCAAGACGCUCGGAAAGGGUUUGUCGCGGCUGUUCAGAGGCAAAAAGAAACCGAACUGCGGCGAACUCGAAGGCGCAGCAGCGGAGGAGUUCAGCGACGGCGCCGAUCGGGGCGACGAUCUGAAAGAAGACCUCGCCUUCACUGCCAGCCAGGCCGCGGCCCCUGGGCGUGCGACUCGAGGGGCAGCCGGGCCUCUCGCUUCCCUGUACUCUAGAGACAGCUCUCCCUCCUCGCGGUCUUCCUCUUCCUCUUCGGCCUGCUUUUCGGCCUCUCAGUGGGAGGAGGCCUUCGCGUCGCUUCCCGCGAUCCCGCCGGGUGUCUCCUCGCUCUCGCUCACCUACCAGCGUCUGCUGCUGCGCCAGUUGACGCUGAUGGAGCGAACCGUUCAGAAGGUCUUGACUCUGAAGGGCGACAAGUCUCUCCUCCUUUCUUCGCUGCUCGAGGACGCGCAGAAGGAGGCGGCGCUGCAGGCCGGCGGCCUAGGCCAAGUCUCCGUGGAGCCCGAGAUGGGGGCGAAGGCGGGCGGAGAGAGACGAGGAGAAGACUCGAUUUUCUUCUCGCCUGCAAAGGCUGAGGAAAUCUGCGCAGACCAGCAAGUCCCGCGGGGCGUGGUCCGCCUGAGGGCGGAGCUCACAGAAGCGAACGCCAGGAGCUUUCAGCGGCUGAGCGAAGAGCGAAGUCGAGGCGUCCUCAGUCAACUUCUCCUGGGCAUAUCCCAAGUGCGAGGCCUCCUCACGACGCUCACAGACGUCACGCGGGAGGAAGAAUUUGAGAGAGAGGAACACCUGGCGGACGCCGCCCAGCUCCAGCAGUGGAGCGCGGCACACGGCGAGCUUGCCCAGGGGCGGGACCUUGUUGAGUACUACUACAGACAGAUCGCUGAGUCUGCAGACAGCGUGAUCCGGGAAUACCACCGGCGCUGCGUGUCGCUCAACUCCGACAUUCAACUCAUGCGUGACCAUAUCCGUCGCGUGAUCCACGUGGCGUUUUUGGCUGUCUCGCGGCCGCCUCCGCUUGAGGACUUGUAUUCGUCUGCGCCUUCUGCGCCGGCGUUCCUGUCGGCGCGUCGCCUCUCUGAGGCCUUCGCGACCUCCUUCUCCUACGCAGGCGACCCCCGAGUCUUCCUCGUCUCGCCGCCGUUCCUCGCGCAGCUGCAGCUCUACGCGGUUUCCCACGGCGUGGACGCUUCGCGUGAAGGACAGGAGGGAGGCGAGGCCGCUUUGCGAGAGUCGUCGAGCCGCACAGUCAUCGCGCCGGUGUCUAGCGCGGCGUUGCUGUCGCGGUCGCGCUGCGUCCGCAGCAUCCCCCCGGGGCUCUUGCUCCGCAGCUCGAAGGAGGACCUGCUGACCCUCGAGAAGAAGCUCGAGGGCAAAUGGGGCAGCUUGAACUUGUACGAAGCCUGGCAGAGUGACGCCAUGAAGUGGCAGUGGCGGGACGCGUUGAUGCAGCGCGAGUUUCUCCGGGGCGAGGAUCGGAUUGAGCAGUGGCGCCGCGACAGCGAGUCGCGGAUCCUCGCCGCCGUCGAUCUGCGCCUCCAGCAGCUCUGGUCUGGCCGCAUGCGGGAAAGCAAAGCUGCCGCGCAGCAGGCUCUCGAAGAGCACUUCAUCGAGACGCUGGUGCGCCGAGUGCCCUCCGCCGCGGAAGUUGUGCAGCGCCUGGUGAAGCAUCGGGAACAGGCGCAGGGGCCGCAGCGGCGCGCGUCCUUUCUCUCCGCGUCGCACGCGGCCUCCUCGCUCGCCUGUGAGGUGCGGAACGAGGAGGUCGAGGCGGCGUUCAUGGCUGCGGAAGACAUGCGCUCGCGGCUGGUCGCCGUCGGCGCGUCCGAGGUGUAUAACCAGCUGGUGCAAGCACAGGCGCUCUUUCAGCGCCACAAGAAGGAGAGGAACCGCGGGACGCUCCUGCGAGUUCUCGAAGAGCAAGUCGAGAGCCAAAUGCGAACUGUGAGGCAUCUCCGCGAGCGGUUCGAGGAGGAAGUCGACCUCGCAGCGCAGCCCGACGUCGUGCGAGACGAGUGCGGCAAGACGGAGGCGGCGAUCUCCAUGCUCGAGGAGGAGCUCAUCGCGCUGCAGGAGAAACGGACGCUGCGCCAGCAGAACCUGCUGGACCUCCGCGCGACUGCGCAGGCAAAGUUGAAGCGCAUCACCGACCUCUUUGACGCCGAGCAGACCCUCUGCCGCAGCCUGGCGGAGGAGCGCGACCAGGAGAUACGGCAUGUGGAAGCAGUCGAGAGGCUCUGGAGAGAAAUCGGCGUGGAGCGACUCGAGGAGAUGAAGGCGGAUCUGGCCAAGCUCCGCGAAGAAAAGAUCGCCGCGCGCGCGGAGCUCGAGGCUGCGCGCGACGAACUGGACGCGAAGAAGAAGAAGGAGGAGCUGAAGCGCGAAGAGGCGCGGAAGCGCCAGGAAGAAGCUGCGCGGAAGAAGGAAGAGGCGAGGAAGCAGCGAGAGAUAGACGAACAGCGAAGGCGGGAACUGAAGGAACAAGAAGCCGAGCGGAAACGCGAAGAGGCCGAGCGAAAGAAGGCGGAUGCCGAGCGAAAGAAGGCGGAUGCCGAGCGAAAGAAGGCGGAUGCCGAGCGAAAGAAGGCGGAAGCGCAGAGAGAAAAAGAGCUGAAACUGUCAAAGUCGUCUUCUCUGCUAGGACGCUGGCAGCACGCGUUGACUGCGCCAGUGCAUGCAGUCCCUGAGGCUGAGCCGCGCGGAGAAAACGACGAAGAGGCCGGCGAUCCCCGGACGGGGGCUGGGCACGCCCAAGAGAAGAAAACGAACGAAAAGUGCGAAACGCCUACAGGUUCGGAGCGGAAAGGGCCGCGCGCGUUCACGUCUCUGUUUAAGUGGCGCAGCGGCAAGCGAAGCAGCAGCACGCCCGCGGCGAUAAGGACUAGACUGAACGGGCGGAGUGACGGCAAUCGCGCAGAUCGCCGCACAAACGAAAAACGGGGCCAGAGGGAAGCGGACUCCGAUGCCGAGUCCAGUCCGGAUCAGCGGUCUUUUUUCCGUAUGGCGUCUGAAAGUAGAUCCGCGGCGACAGAAAUGCACCAGCGCCCAGCCAAGCUCGAUGUGACUUCGUCAUCUGAGCUGUCAAGAGAGCGCGACCAGAAAUGGGCGCCACGCGAUGAUACUGGCGGCCUGGACGGCCUUCGGUUGGACUCGCCCGCGAAUGCGCCCUCCUUCGUCCGGGCGUCUACGGCUCCAGAGUCCCCUCGCGACUCUGACGAGGCCGGGAGCGAGAGCGACGCCAGGCGCACAGGGGUUUCUCCUGAGGCGCCGCGGAAGUCCUCGAGCAAGCAGCCGAUUCGCCGCCUCUUCUCGGGAGCCCCUGGAUGGGCGACAGGGAUCCGCUCGCGGUCGUCGUCGAGGCGGCAGAAGGGCGAAGACGAAGCGACCUCGAAUGUCUCCUUCUUCAGCGAGGGUGGGCACGUCGUGGACGGAGGCGAGUCCCCGGAGCAGGUAAAUCGCGAGCAACGCGACGCGCGACGACGGGAAGAAGAGCGGGCGAGAGAACGACUAGGAAUAAAGAGCGCUGCCUCUCCUCCCCGGGGCGGUCUUCCAGAGGAGGAGCAGCCAGGGGACGACCCUUUUCGACAAGUCGAGACAGCGCAGUUCCCGCAGAAGGGAGGCGCGGCAGUCUUCCCAGAACAGGACGAAAGAGGAGACGAGCGCUCAGACAGCCAUAAAGAGGAGAAGAGAGACACGGACUGGCUGUAUCACUCAUCUUCGCUCUCGUGGCGGAACGCGGAGGUCCCCACUGUCUCGACGCGGAUGAUCUCGGCAGAAAUCGCGGGCUCCCUGGCGGACGCGUCGAGAGGGAAGUCGCCUAGAGAAGCGCUCCGAGGCCCAGAAGAGCUAGGCGGCGGCGAGCAAGGGCCGCAGAAAGGCCUCUUUGUCCUCUCGUCUUUCUUGUCGACGCCCGAGAUGCAUCGCAGGCACGGGCCUUCCCAAGAUUCCGGCGCGCCGAACCGCGUAGCGUCGCACAAUUCUCGGCGGAGGUCGUCGGGCGUCUCGUCGGUGUUUCAAUUCUCUCUCGCACAGCCGGAAGCGUCGGCUGAAGUCCAGGCCCGCGGUCACGAGAAGGAGGCGCGGCCAAAGGGCAGGCUGCUGGUCGCGUUCCCUUCAGCGUCUCGCAGGGACAAAGAGGAGGCCUCCAGCGCAGGCGCCGAGCCCGACGGCGACGGAGAGAAGCCGCGGCGGCGGACGGUGUAUUCCAAGCUGCUGGAGUCCUUCUCCAUCUCGCCACCGCUGCACCGCGAGCCUGAACGGAAGGUGGAAGAGAAGGACAGGCGCCCGGCGAGCAGUCGAGAUCACGCCCGCAGCGACGACGAAGAGGGCAAGCUCUCGUCUCGGGCGCGGUCGCGCUCAGCCUCGGCCUCCAUAGACAACCAGGCGCCGUCGGUCUCUGGCGAGGAGGGAACGAAGGUAAAGCACGACAAGUUGGCGUCUCCUCGCUCAAGACGCGAAGGGGCGAUCGACGUCUUUGCGCUGAAUUCCUGGUUCAGCGCGAAGCGUGCGUCGCUCAUGAUCCCAAAGUCCUCGCAAAAGCCGCAGACGAAUGCCCGCGAGGGCGAAGAAGCUGCGAGGGAGCGAGCGGGGCGGCAGGAAGCCGGGCAGAAGGGCGACGGCGAGGCGAGCGAGCGAGGUCUCUCGGGCGAGGAGAGAGGGCGGGAGACGCGGGGGAGAAGUGAGUCGUCCAGCGCGCCCUGCUCUGCGCUGCCCUGCUCUGCGCUGCCCAGCUCCCUUGGGCUUCUAGGCAACGUGUUUGAGGAGGUGGAUGCGCGACGUGAGGAGAGAAGCUGGAGCGACGUCUGUGUGGGAGGUGCGGCAGCCGCGCGCGAGGAGGGAGGCAUCCGAAACAAGAAAGCGGAAGCAGAGGCCAGCGCGUGCACGCGGCCCGCAGUCCCUGAUGGUGGCGCGCACGGCGGCAGCAGCAGCGAAGGGGAGCGUCUAGCGCCAGGGGGAUCGGCGGCGCUGCGUCCCCAGUCAACUCCUGGCCUCGACUCUUCCUCUGAAAAAGAGACAUCUCCAGAGCAAGAAAGUGAAGGUGGCUCCACGCCGGUGUACGCGGAGCCCCCCCCGAGCUCUGAGGGCGAAAUCACGCCUCGCGCGCUUCGUGAGGCGCGAAGCGGCAGUAGCGUGAGCGAGGGCUGCGAAGGCGACAAGGUUCACACUGCGAGCAGAGGAGAGAGGAGUGAUGGGGGAGAAGCCUUGGCGAGUCUGGGCGUGCGCGGAAGCGAGCAGCGUGGCGAACGAUCCGCGAGCGACGGCGGGGAGGGGCUGGCGGGGGUCGAGGGAUGGCGGAGAGAGGGCAGCGCAGGCGAGCUGGACGGCCGCCAGCGCCGCGGAGACACUCUCAUGGGCCUCCAGGCUCUGUGGAAUUCAGGCUCGCGUUUUUCAGGCAGUGAAGGGUUCCGCGCGAGCGGCAGCAAAAGCGACGAGGGGGCCGUUACCUUUGAGCGAGCACAGCGGGAAGACGCGUGGCUUUCGAAGCUUUUUAAAAGCACUGAAAGCAGCCGGGGGGGAGACGCGGCGGUCGCCCCAGCGGGCCGCGCCUCAACGCCGGAAGCCGACUUCAUUCCCCCUCGUGCUCCAGAGCCCAGACCGCAGCACGGCGUUCCCUCCCCCGCUGGGGAGACUGAGGGUCGAGCUCAAGACGAGCCGGGGUCGCCAGCCCUCUCUGGGGACCUCUCCGAUAUCUCGCUGCCUUCUUCUCCUCAGGAAUCCGCUUCUCCCUCUGUUUUUCCCGCUGCGGCCCACGCCGGAGGAGAUCAGGCAGUGCUGUUCUCGCCGGCUUCCUCGGCCUCGUCGUCCUCGCUGUUCCAGGCGCUGUCUCUGCUGGGUAUGAGUGACGAGAAAGACAGCCCGGCGAGGGAGAGCGAGAGGGAACCAGGCUCGGAGAGCGGGCGGCAGUCCGGCGUUCGUGCACGCGCGUCGGAGCAGCCGGUGAAACCCAGUUCUUCCGGCUCCGCGUUUUUCUCUCCUCGCUGCGGUUUUCGUCUACACUCUCCACAGACCUCGCCCCAAGGGGCUCGAGACGCGCGGUCGUCGCCGCUGCCGGAGGGGGGGGCGCGGACAUCGGGCUUUGCGCCGGCAGAGGAAGGCCCGCGGGGAGCAGGCAGCAGCGAGUCGAGCGUGCAUCCAGAUUUGCUGGGCUCCAGAGUGGGUGAGAAAGACCAGGGGCCCAGAGGAGACCUGAUGGCCGCAUGGCACGCGGGACCAGAGCCAGCAGGUGCGACGCGCCUGCCUACGGAGCGGGGGGCCGGGGGGAGAGGGGGAGACGACACAGACGGGGCAGGGAGCAGUUGGCAGCGGGCUGGAGUGGAGACCGCGAGCAGAGAAGGCGGCGCAGCCGACAGAGGGACACCUGUCGUCCCUCUUCCUGUCGCCAGUCACGCGUCACCCCUGGUCUCCGUCGCAGCGUCUUCCGCGGCCGCCCGGUCCUUUGAGAGGGGUGGCUCAGUCGAAGGGAGAUGGAGAAGAGACGACGGAGUCCUAAGGAGUCAGUCGUCCUUUGCGCCUUUCUCCUUCCCGUUUAUCCGAAGCGGCGACUCGAAGGAGGAGACCCAACUCGAAGCGGCGGUUGCGGAAACCCCGAGCGUCCUCUCUUUGCCCCCGCCGUCUCUUCAGACGUCUCCUUUCUCUCCCUCUACGCUGGGCUCGGGUCCUGCGUUGUCGCCCCUUCCUGAAGAAUCAGCGACAUGCGUACAAGAGCGCGGAGGCGGCGGCCGAGGCGGCGCGGUGCUUCACUCCGCAGCGUCCGACGCGGAAAACGCCCCACCCAGCCAGCGUCUGCAGUCGGCCUCUUCUUCGUCUCGGGGCGUUUCUCGAGACUCCUAUGCUGCGCCGCUUCUGCGUGCCUCGUCAGAGGAUCACGCGUCCUUUUCGUUGGCGUCUCUGUUUCCGCCGUCGUUCUCCUUCGGGGGCGAAGGAAGCGACCGAAGCGUGCCGACGCCGGAGGGAGCGGAGCAGCAGUCUCCGCCGUCCCCCGCGAUCGUUCUGGCGGAGGACCCCGUGGUGCAAGAGACGCUGGAGCAGGACGACGCCGCGCCUCUGCUGUCGGCGCCGAAGGCCCGCCAGAAGUUGGGCGACUACCGCGCGCUUUCGUCCGGAUCUGAGGACAGCGAUUCGCGGGAACCGCCAGCCGCCUCCGCGUGUCUGCGUGCACCUCCCGCCCGGGAGGUGCACGCAAGCCUGGACGACAGUGUAGAGACAGCCGUGAAGCGUCGGCGGCGAACGGCGGACUGUCCCUUCUCGGCGGCGUCCACUCUGAGGCGCAGCCUUCAAGAAGGCACUGCCUUUUUCCGGAGCUCCGCGCUCUUCUCCCGCAGAGGCGGCGAGGACAACGAGCGCGACGCAGCCCUCCAGCGGCGAGCGGGGAGCGUGGAUGCCUGCGCGCUUGCUCAACGCAGCGAGAAGCGGAAGCGGCCCUUCUGGGCUCCAGUGCAUCCAGUGCCGGCCACGGUCGACGCGUGGGACGGAGCAGAGGACGGAGACCUCAUCUGCGAGGAUGCGAAGGUCGAGACUUUCCAGGAUUUUGCGGCAGGUUCGUCGGGGCGAGAACGUGGAGACCUUCGGCGCGCGGUGAUGAACAGCCCUGUCUUUGCGUUGUUUGAAGCAGACGAGAAGCAACAGCUUUUCGAUUGCAUGUCCGUGAGCAUGAUUCACGUGCCGGGUGACUGCGUCCUCUUCCAUCGCGGAGAAAAAGUCGACGUCCUUUACUUCCUCGAGGCCGGCGAACUGGCGGUGACAGUGGAGGCAGGCGCAGACGGCGCCGAGAAAAGCGACGCAGAGCGUGAGGGAGCUCCGAGCUGGACCCGCGAAGACACGAAAGGUGACAGCAAAAACGGAGAGCGUCUCUCCACUUCAUCUGCCUCGAAAGCCCUCACAUAUCUGCCAGGUUCGUUUGUGCUUCCCCGCGCCUUCGUCAAGGGGGGCACACAGCCCACAGCGUCAGGGCUACCAAGCCCUCGGCUCUCUACAAACUCACUGUCCAGUCCUUCCACUCGACUGCAAACGGUAAGUCGCGGCGCGCAUCCAGAGUCGCUUCUACAGGAGAAGUUCCCGCAUGCGCACGUAUACUCGUACAUAGACAUACGCAGGCGUGUGUAG
Messenger RNA from Besnoitia besnoiti, 9888 nucleotides. RefSeq lists its product as uncharacterized. The record is from RefSeq and is a predicted model, not a curated record. NCBI's taxonomy places the organism in Eukaryota, Apicomplexa, Conoidasida, Eucoccidiorida, Sarcocystidae. The transcript is spliced from 5 exons. Bases 1 to 9888 code for a protein of 3295 amino acids.